Molecule: messenger RNA, 249 nt
Organism: Theileria orientalis strain Shintoku
Lineage: Eukaryota; Apicomplexa; Aconoidasida; Piroplasmida; Theileriidae
Exons: 3
Coding region: 1-249 (82 amino acids)
Source: RefSeq, a predicted model, not a curated record
AUGGCGGUUCCUAAAAAUAAACGAAGUAAAUCAAAAAUAAAACAGAGGACAAACAUUAUUUUUUUCGAUCAACUUUGUGGAAACUGGAGACGAAGAAGAGAGUGGUUUUACAGAAGAUUAUCUAUUGAAAAGUUCUUACCGCCUAAUCCUGAAGGAAACUUCGGAGCGAAUAGACCCGUUUUAUUCCCAGGAUUCUGGUCCAGUUUUGUCGCUAAUUCCCUGAAUUUACUCAAAAGGACUCCCAAGUGA